AUGCAGUCUCACCGGCCCUUUGAGGAUCGCUUUGCCCACCCUGCUCUUGAGUUGCAGCAUCUCACUGCCGGGUGGACACAGAUGCAGACUGGCAGAAAAGAAAAGGGUGACCCACUGAAUUCAGCCAUUGACAAGAUGACCAAAAAAACCAGGGAUCUGCGUCGACAAUUGAGGAAGGCGGUGAUGGACCACAUCUCCGACUCGUUUUUGGAGACCAACGUCCCGCUUCUUGUGCUCAUUGAGGCAGCUAAGAGUGGAAACGAGAAAGAGGUCAAGGAGUACGCCCAGGUGUUCCGCGAACAUGCCAACAAGCUGGUGGAGGUGGCUAACUUGGCGUGUUCCAUCUCCAACAAUGAAGAAGGUGUGAAGCUUGUCCGGCUGGCUGCCACCCAGAUCGACAGCCUAUGUCCACAGGUCAUCAACGCUGCGCUCACUCUGGCUGCGCGCCCACAAAGCAAGGUGGCUCAGGACAACAUGGACGUGUUCAAAGACCAGUGGGAAAAGCAGGUCCGCAUCCUGACCGAGGCCGUGGACGACAUCACCUCUGUGGAUGACUUCCUCUCAGUUUCAGAGAACCACAUCCUGGAAGACGUGAACAAGUGUGUGAUCGCUCUUCAGGAAGGAGACGUGGACACUUUGGACCGGACUGCUGGGGCGAUCCGUGGACGAGCCGCUCGAGUAGUCCACAUCAUCAAUGCUGAGAUGGAGAACUACGAGCCGGGAGUGUACACAGAGAGGGUGCUGGAAUCCAUCAAGCUCCUAUCUGAAACUGUCAUGCCUCGUUUCGCUGAGCAGGUGGAGGUGGCCAUCGAGGCUCUGAGCACAAACCCGCCUCAAGCCUUUGAGGAGAACGAGUUUAUCGAUGCGUCGCGGUUGGUCUACGACGGCGUCCGCGACAUCAGGAAAGCUGUGCUCAUGAUACGGACACCAGAGGAGCUGGAGGACGACUCAGACUUUGAGCAGGAGGACUAUGAUACUCGCAGCAGGACCAGCAUCCAGACCGAAGAUGACCAGCUUAUUGCCGGACAGAGCGCAAGGGCCAUCAUGGCACAGCUGCCUCAGGAGGAGAAGGCCAAGAUCGCUGAGCAGGUGGAGAGCUUCAGACAGGAGAAGUGUAAGCUGGAUGCUGAAGUGGCCAAAUGGGACGACAAUGGCAACGACAUCAUUGUUUUGGCCAAGCAGAUGUGCAUGAUCAUGAUGGAGAUGACAGACUUCACCAGAGGGAAAGGACCCCUGAAGAACUCCUCAGAUGUGAUCAACGCCGCUAAGAAGAUUGCAGAGGCCGGUUCUCGGAUGGACAAAUUGGCUCGAGCCGUUGCCGAUCAGUGCCCGGACUCGGCCUGUAAGCAGGACCUGCUGGCCUACCUGCAGAGGAUCGCUCUGUACUGCCAUCAGCUCAACAUCUGCAGCAAAGUGAAGGCCGAGGUGCAGAACUUGGGAGGAGAGCUGAUUGUGUCCGGGCUGGACAGCGCCACAUCCCUGAUCCAAGCCGCCAAGAACCUCAUGAACGCCGUGGUCCUGACCGUCAAGGCGUCCUACGUGGCCUCCACCAAAUACCAAAAGGUGUACGGGACGGCCGCGGUCAACUCGCCCGUGGUCUCGUGGCGCAUGAAAGCCCCGGAGAAGAAGCCGCUGGUGAAGAGGGAGAAGCCCGAAGAAUGCCAAACCCGCGUGCGAAGGGGCUCGCAGAAGAAACACAUCUCCCCCGUCCAGGCGCUCAGCGAAUUCAAGGCCAUGGACUCCUUCUAA
This is a messenger RNA of Knipowitschia caucasica, 1749 nucleotides long. The record is from the annotation of a GenBank genome assembly. Lineage: Eukaryota; Metazoa; Chordata; Actinopteri; Gobiiformes; Gobiidae.